AUGUCCAAGAAGACGGUACACAGAGUCUUCACCAUGGAUAAAAAGGAUUCUCGUCAAACAUUCCUAUUUGGUUUCGGAAUGGGAAUGGACCCUUGCAUCAUCGUACUGGACAAGGAAGGCAACUUCGUCGGUUUUGGCUUCCUUGGUUAUGUUGACUUUGCAACCGAUGCGUGGUAUGAGUAUACCAUUCAGAAGAGCGAAGGAAGGGCGUUGACCCUCUUAAGACAAAUACGCCAGACGCUAUCGGGAGACGAUGAUCCAGAGCAGCGGAUGGUUCCACGGCGUUUGUGGGCGAAGAUAUUGACGGCGAAGUUGGCCUCCAAAGAGUUCCCAAGGCUGGAGCCGCCCUAUAUCCUUCCAUCGUUUCGGAGCUUGGAGCCCCCCCAGCAACAUAACCCCGUCGGGCCUAGUCCGAAACCUGGGGAGAGGGCACGGCCCUGA
Chaetomium globosum CBS 148.51 is the source of this 441-nucleotide messenger RNA. RefSeq lists its product as uncharacterized. Bases 1 to 441 code for a protein of 146 amino acids. NCBI's taxonomy places the organism in Eukaryota, Fungi, Ascomycota, Sordariomycetes, Sordariales, Chaetomiaceae. The record is from RefSeq and is a predicted model, not a curated record. The transcript has 2 exons.